Messenger RNA from Cucurbitaria berberidis CBS 394.84, 559 nucleotides. RefSeq lists its product as uncharacterized. Lineage: Eukaryota; Fungi; Ascomycota; Dothideomycetes; Pleosporales; Cucurbitariaceae. The coding region runs from base 62 to 454 and encodes 130 amino acids. The record is from RefSeq and is a predicted model, not a curated record. The transcript is spliced from 3 exons.
CAUCUCUAUCAAAUUACUCAAUUUCCUCCAAGCAACACAGUCUAUUCUUCAUACAUUCAUCAUGGGUUUCUGGGAUAAGAACGAAGACAACUACAAGCAGGUGUACGAGAACGAUCAGUUCGAAGAGAACAAGUCUAGCUUUGGCCAUGAAUUAGUCGCUGGAGGAGCUGCCUUUGCCGGCUUCAAAGCUUUCGAGGAUCAUCAGCGCUCAGAGGGCAAGCCCGUAUCCCACCAGUUCGCCAAAGAGCUCCUCGCUGGGUUCGCUGGAGCCGAGGUCGACAAGCUUGCAGAGACAAAAGGAGAAGAUUGGUUCGACAGGGAGAAGACGAAGCGCGCGGCCCAGAAGAAUGCUGAGCAAAUGUACGAUGAGCACUACGUCGACAACCAGGGUGCCGACCAGUACGAUCCGAACCAGUACAACCGUCCUCAACAAUUCGAACAGCGGGGGUGGUAAGCGGAACAAUUGGGCCUGCGAUCCCUAUGGAAGGGGUUGACGUAGUGGCCCGUGCACCAAAGCGCCUCUCCGAGUCGUAGAAGGCUAUGAGACAUGAACUGAAAC